Molecule: messenger RNA, 576 nt
Organism: Lotus japonicus
Lineage: Eukaryota; Viridiplantae; Streptophyta; Magnoliopsida; Fabales; Fabaceae
Exons: 1
Coding region: 1-576 (191 amino acids)
Molecular function (GO): nucleic acid binding; RNA-DNA hybrid ribonuclease activity
Source: RefSeq, a predicted model, not a curated record
AUGAUUGAUGCCACAAACUGGACAAAAUGGCCAGGAAUUGCAGCAGGCUCUCGCACGGAUGAAUUCACGCCAAUCUCAGGAACUUCAGGUCUGUUGGGGAGUGGUGUUGAUCAGCUAUCAGUGGUUGUGGAUGGCAGUUGGAAUGCUGGCAGAAAACGCAUGGGAGCCAGCGCUGUGUUACGCGACCAUCUUGGUAAUUGGAUUUCUGGAACAUCCACGAGCUAUGGUCAUGGUAAUGCCUUCUUGGCUGAAAUUUUGGCGGUUGAAAUUGGUUUGAACCAUGCCUGGGAGUUGGGUUUCAGAUCAGUAUUAUGUUUCUCAGAUUGUAAACAGGUUGUGGAAGUGUUUGGCACUGCAGCUGACGUCUCAACCUUCUGGGCGCGAGACACCAUCACACGAAUCCGGGCAUUAGUGUCGCGGGAAUGGAAAGUUGAAUUUUGUUAUGUCCCAAGGGAGAGGAAUAAUGCGGCUGAUUCCUUAGCUCGUGAAGCCUCAAGAGAAGGGACUCAGCGUAGAGUUUGGUCUACUCCGCCAUCUAGUAUUAUUGCGUCAUUAUAUUUAGACGCUAAUCCGUAG